AUGUAUUAUAGUAAAUUAUCAAUAGUUCAAUUUAAAGAAGUCAAGUCUUCAAACAAGUCAUCACUGCCAACCUCCAUUGUUACCAAGAGAAGACGUGGAAGACCAGCAAAGAAUGAUCCAAAACCAAUAUUACCAAUAGGUUAUUUACAAAUGAUUACCUCUACAGAAUCACUAGCUAGUUCUAAUAGUAGUGUUGAUAAAGUGGUACUACUUGAUACUCCUAAUCAUUGUCGACAAGAGGAUCUUGAUUUCAAAGGCUUGUCGCAGAGUGGUAAUAGUAUGACCUAUUUUCAUAACAAGGCUUGUUGUAGCAAGGAGGAGAGUAGCAAUAAUAAUAUUAGCUUUCUAACAACACUUAAUUCGAGGCUACAUCCACAACCUAUUUUCAAUACAACAUGUAAUAAUAAUAAUUGUCAUCAUUCACCAUCAUCCACUAAUAAUAAUAAUGUAAAUAAUUUCAUCAUGAUGAAGAGCAAUGAUGAUAAUAUUGAUAUUGAUAAUAAUACAAGAAGAUGUUCAAUGUUUGUAAAUUAUCAAUGUGAUGUAGAUGAUGAAAAUAGCAACUUUUCACAAAGUAGAAGUAUUCACAGUAGUGGUAACAGCAAAGUUAUUUGUAUUAAUAUGAGAAAUAGGCGUCCAUGCAGGACUUCAAUAUCAAUAAAAGACUUGUUGAAUUAA
Naegleria gruberi is the source of this 678-nucleotide messenger RNA. RefSeq lists its product as uncharacterized. Lineage: Eukaryota; Heterolobosea; Eutetramitea; Acrasida; Naegleriidae. Bases 1 to 678 code for a protein of 225 amino acids. The record is from RefSeq and is a predicted model, not a curated record. The transcript has a single exon.